UAUGCAUCCAAGAAGUAGCUCCACAGAUGUCUUUGCCAGAACUCUGAAUCCAGAGCCAUUGGAAGGAGGAGCUGUCUUUAAGACUCAAAGAGUUGGCACGAAGCCUACUACAAGAACUUAUAUAGGACAAGCGCCGAUUCUUGGCUAUGCUGAUAUCGUUAAUGAAGAGAACAGGGUGUACCCUUUCUUCAAAAAGGAUGAGAAAGUGCCUAUAAUAGAUACUCAUGUCAAUAGCUAUGACCCAUACCAUGUGCCGGUGCCUGGUGCAUAUGCGCCUUGGACUCCUCACCCUGGCUAUGGGUGCCCGUCUCAGAUAGGUCAUGCUCCGUACCACUAUCCUGGCUGAAACUGCCCUUCAUGCUCAUCAAGUGGGACUCUUAAACUGAUGGAGACCAAGCUUGAAGGGCUUAAGAAAAGGAAUUCCUUAAUAAACGAGAAAAUCGAAAAGGCCAAAGAAGCCAGAAUGAAGCAAGCCAACGAAAAUGAAAUCAAGAAAUUAGAAUUAUUAAAAGAGAAAAUCAAGCGAGAUAAAGAAAGACGAGCAGAGCUCCAAGCCAAGAAAGACAAGAUUUUCAGUGAAGAUGAUAUGGCUCUAAUGCAACAAAUGCAACUACAACAGAAGGGACUUCAUAAAUUGAUCCAAGAAUUUCGGGAAAGUAAUGCUGACAAAUUACUUGACGAGAACCAGCAGCUACAAGAUCGGCUUUACAGACUCGAGAUGGAAGACAGGAGUAUUAAUGACCGGGGCUAUAUGACUAUGCCAGAACCGAAAGAGAUCCACAAGAAACUUAGAAAGAAGAAGAAUUCUACAAUAGUCUAUGCUAACAAUGGCAAAAAGGUUAAGAAAGAUAAAGAAUUUUGGAAAAGCCAUAAGCCUCAUUACCAAAGCAUGCCUCAGAUUCAUUAUGAUCCAGGGUAUGAUGCGAUGCUUGGGUCUCAAAUGGGACGAGGUAUGCCUCCUCAGGCGAACCGUGGCUCUGACAGAUACACAGAGUAUGUCAAUGCUGAUGAAUAUAACAACCCCAAACAUGGUAACAAAAUGUCUAAAGAUCAAGGAGGGAACUAUUUUCUGCCUCCUAUUCCUAAUACAGCCAGGAUGAACAACAUGCUUAAAAGCUAUGCCGGGCCUGGCGGAAGAAUGCUUGACUAA
Molecule: messenger RNA, 1150 nt
Organism: Moneuplotes crassus
Lineage: Eukaryota; Ciliophora; Spirotrichea; Euplotida; Euplotidae
Source: the annotation of a GenBank genome assembly